Impatiens glandulifera is the source of this 1079-nucleotide messenger RNA. RefSeq names its product UDP-N-acetylglucosamine transferase subunit ALG14. The record is from RefSeq and is a predicted model, not a curated record. Gene Ontology annotation, cellular component: UDP-N-acetylglucosamine transferase complex. The coding region runs from base 146 to 820 and encodes 224 amino acids. The transcript has 6 exons. Lineage: Eukaryota; Viridiplantae; Streptophyta; Magnoliopsida; Ericales; Balsaminaceae. Gene Ontology annotation, biological process: dolichol-linked oligosaccharide biosynthetic process.
UAUCUCUUUAAUUACUGCUCCAAUCCCCUCCUUCUCCGACUAGAUGGAUUUGGAAUUCUUCAUCAAGCAUUCCCUUCUCCCCCACUGAAGAACGAAGACCUCACGACCAGAGAUCAAAGUUAGGUCUUCCAGUGAAGCUCUGUCCAUGAUUGAUUACUUCUCCACUAUGUUGCUGCAUCAAUGGCUUUUACUGAUCUCAAGUUUUCUAGCCUUAAUCCUCGCUCGAAUUUGCUAUGUAAUGUACAAGACUGGCAAACCGCUCUGUAAAACUCUUCAACCUCUUAGCACCCUCAUUAUUAUGGGCUCAGGAGGUCAUACUGCUGAGAUGCUGAAUCUGUUGGCUGUUCUAAACAUAGAUAGAUUUGAACCGAGAUUCUAUAUUGCAGCAGCUACUGACAAUAUGAGUCUUCAAAAGGCUCGAUCUUUUGAGGAUUCUUUAACAAAUAAGGAAGGUAGAAAUUGCCAGUAUGUGCAAAUAUACAGGAGCCGAGAAGUAGGUCAAUCGUACAUAACCUCAAUAGGUACAACGUUGAUUGCAACUGCUCACGCUUUGUGGCUAAUGAUAAAGUUCCGCCCCCAAGUGAUUCUUUGUAAUGGUCCUGGAACUUGCAUACCAUUGUGUGUGAUUGCAUUCUUCUUCAAGGUUGCUGGAAUUAGAUGGUCGUCUAUUUUUUAUAUGGAGAGUAUAGCGAGAGUAAGGAGGCUUUCUUUAAGUGGUUUGCUUCUUUACAAGUUAAGGAUGGCAGAUCAGUUCUUUGUACAAUGGCCUCAACUAAAGAAGGAAUAUCCGCGAUCUCAUUAUGUGGGUUGUCUUAUGUGAUGAUUACAACAAAUACAGGAACUUUAAGGUUUCACUUUGCUUCUUUUUCAUCAGUGUUUCAGAAUUGAGAAAAGAUACGUAAUUUUGUAUACGAUGAGAAUUGUUCGAGCCAGACUCCAGUCGAGUUGGCCUCAUCAUUAAAUUGCCUUAGUUUCUGAUGUUUUACAGUGAACUCUGAGAAAAAAUAUAGUUGUAUUGUAAAUUUGACAAAUGAAUUGUGGUUGAAUUAUUUAUAAUUUUCUGUUAGAAUUUUUGGUUG